GACAUGUACAGCUUAAGAUAUCAUGUAAAAAGUCUAAGAUUUGGCAAUUCUUUAAGAAGGAAAGACUGUGCUUUUGCUUUUGGCCGCAUGAUGGCUGCAUGGUGCGAAAGUGCCACACCCUAGGGACAGAAUUUCAAGAUUCAGGAUUUAACUGACAGUUAUGUCCCUGGCAUAGCCGACUCUGUCUCACUUCGCAAACGAGCUCAGCGCCUAUUGCAAGCUGAACAUAUAAAGCGUUAGGUUUUGUGGGAGACCGCCGCAGGAGCACUAACGAAUACAAGCAUCCUGGCGUCUUCGACAACUACCAAAACCCGCCGCAUCAGCGAGCAAUCAUCUAUGUCCUACCCCUACUUCGUCCCGGAUAAUCUUGUGGUGCACCCCCCUGAAGGGCACUUAGAGAGGGGACUAGUGAAGCACAUUGUAAUCCGUGGAAGGGAGUUCAAGUCCUUCGCGUAUCGGUACGUUGAGAAGAGCCUGCUGUUACAGCAUCUUAGCUUGUCAGCGGGGAUCCAUGUGUUGGACAGGCUCGUGGUGAUGUGCUUUCGCCCAUGCGCAGAUGGAUCGAACGAUCACGUGAUUGAUGUGCUCCAGAGGGGGAUUUGUCUUGAAGGCGCGACAUAUAAGUUUCUGGGUCACUCCGAGUCGCAACUCAGAGAGAAAACGUGCUUUCUUAUAAACGACUCUGAGCUUGCGAUUCACGACAUCUUGGCGAAAUUUGUGGACUUCGACAAAAUCAAGGGGCCGCGGAAACAGGCAGAAUGCGUAGGACUCCUCCUUGAGAGUUUCGACAAGACGCUUUAUCUCAAAGAAGACGACUUUGUUGUCAUCAAAGACGUCAAAAGAUCGGGGAUGAAUUUCACCAAAGGGUGUGGUUUCAUGUCGCUACAGUUCGCCACUGCCAUUCAGAUGCUGGAGGGUCUUGCUGCCCCUCCAAGUGUAGCUCAAGUCAUCCAUCAGGGAUUCGCAGGUGUUCUAGUGCUUCGCACUGACUUGAACGCUGUACAGGUGGAGUUCAGAGAAUCCAUGAAGAAGUUUUCCAUCCCAGACCCGGAGAUCCGGGAAGUUUUUUCCUCCGUAGGUGUCCUUGACUACUCCAAGCCUUACCGCUCUGGAUACCUCAACACGCAGAUUGUCAUGCUAUUGGCUGAUGGCGGGGUGUCUUGCGACUAUCUCAGGCACUUACAGGACGAGUAUUACGACUUGUUGAACAACUUGUCUGCGAGCAAGACUCGCGCGGCGUUCUUCCUUAGAACUACAGGGAACAUCAGCCUCUUGGCCAGCGUCAAGCAGAUGGGACUGGAAUACACGUGGACGGACUUGGAGAAAUUACGGAGCAAGGAACUGGACAACAUGAAGCGUGCGGAUCAGUUGGAAGGUGGCCGAGGGCUACCCAACUCUCAUCACGGCCGGAAGACGCGAUUGAGGGUGCUUGUACCUAAGUCUCGGAUGGUGUUCGGAGUAUGCGACCCUUAUGAGGUUCUGCGACAAGGUGAGUGUUACUUCAGACCAAGUAUCUUUGACGAGGACGAGGGAGACUUCCAGGCUGCGAAUAAAGUUGCAGUGAUCCGCAACCCUUGUUACCACCCUGGUGACGUCAGGGUACUGAAGUUAGUCCGUAAUAAGCCCGAGCUCAAUCACUUGAGGGACUGUAUCGUGUUCCCCGUAAGGGGACGCCGCCCGCAUGCCCUGGAGUGCUCCGGGGCAGAUAUGGAUGGGGACAAAUUCUUCGUCACUUGGGACAAUAAUCUCAUCCCGCGUUGGAGAGUAGCCCCUUACGAGUAUGGGCCCAGUGCUGUGGGGCACCUCGGGGGCACUCUUCGCGCAAGCAGCAGGGAGUCCUUCAGGAGUAUUAAGCGGCAGGUUCGGCAGCGGGGCCAAGUGAGGAUGCCCUCACUAUUUGGGAGCCCGGAUGACUACGAUCGUCAGCGAAAGCUCAAAUUCCGCCAAGGUCUUGCAGAAUACUUCGCAAAAUUCGAAAUAGAUAUCUUUGGCAAGUUAGAUUCGGUGUUUAUGAAGUAUGCAUCAGUCUGCGGUCCGUCAUCCCCUGAGUGCCGACAGCUGCACAAAUGCUUCGCGCACCUGGCAGCGGGAGGGACUGGGAACGAGGAGGAGCGAACAGUUGACCGCCUUGAGAAGGCGUUUGAGAGCCUCGAUAUGGAAGCGAGGCCAAGGCCUGGGAUCGUUCGGCGCGUGGGGGUGAGGCUCGGCUUGGUAAAGCCCGAGUUCCAGGAAGGAGAUGACGUAUGGGAAGCGAUGGAGAGGAGAGCCCGAGAGUUCCUGGGACGAGAUGAGGCGAGUAGUUCAGCGGCUGACAAUAGUUUGCAGGAAUAGGUCCUACCCAUGAUGCAUUGGGUGCCUUUAAAACACUGCCACUGACGAGGUGGAAUUGCUGGUUUUCAUUCGCCGAUUUGUAGGGCCAAUUAUGUGUCCAUGUCCAUUCAGUCUUACUAAUACCCUGACACUACUCACAGUUUUUUGGUAUCAUACCCAAAUUUCCGAGCUUUCCGAUACCAGUCUUCAUAUGACAGGCCGAGCGAUAAGUGCCACCACUGACAUUUGCGAGUCGCGCUUUCGGGUUUUCGGUGGCGCGGGAACCAGUGGAACCCUGGGUAAUCUUGGUAAUCUGGCUCAGUCAUUCGUUUAUGUCGGUGUUGAGAUCGACUCAACUCAACGGUACAUUUUUAGGAACUCGGUGCAAGCCACGCUUAGCUUGGUUUUAUUUGUAUUUCGAAAUCGUGAAUUUUGAGACACGGUUUUAACUAAAAAAAAAUACCAAAUGAGGCAGCUCCACAAAUUUGACCCUCCCCCUAAGAAAACGUUACACAUUUAGCCACCCACAAGAAAUGGCACUAAAUUGGCUUCCACAACACGUCCAGAUGUUUGAACGAGAUCAAAACAUUUUCAUCAAACAUUCGUGUUGAAUGUACAUGUUUUACAGUUUAGCUGGCCAUUAAACUCAUCACACGCACGCUUCGUGCUCUUAUAUCGUCCCAGGGCUCGUGUAUAUAAUGGGCAAGAGUUGGAUAUCAAUAUUUCACGAACAUGUUGGCCAGGCGUUAAGGUUGAUACUAUACAACAGAAUAAUUCAGAGUUUAAAAAAUCAGCAAGUCCAUUUUUUCUCAGGAAAUUUCAUUGAUUACUUUGUCUGGUGCUUAACACUUCUUGCUGGGUGUAAUUAGUGGCAAAGGAAAGAAGUAGACGGGGGUGAUCGUCCUAUCUUUUAGGGUAUAAAAUUCUACUAACUGACAUUCCUUAGGGGGUGCUUACGCUAAUGGAUCAUCAUGUAGUCAGGAAAGAGAUGUGCUUGAUGGCGUCUGUGUGAACAUCCUUUUAAGUGCUUUGAGUAGGAAUUGCUUCGACCACCCCUAAUGUUCUAUCUUUUAGGGGUAAGAAUCGCUUGUCGCUACACCCAAAGUGCUAUCCCUUAGGGUUAAAUCGAUUUUGCCGACGAUCACCCUCGUCUGUUUUUAUAGGAGUCCCCUCAUCCGCCCCCCACCCGGAAGAUUUCUAUGUCUGUACUUGUGUAUUAUGGACAUUCUCCAACACGGGUACUAUUUUUCAUAAUUGUUGAUGGUUUAUUGUAUAUACAUGACUUACUGAACAAAGAAAAAAAAAAGAUUAUUGUAUAUAUGACGCUACCGAACAAAAAAUAAAAUUAAAAUGACCAUAAUGUGGCCGUGAGAAGACAAACCUCUGUAACAGACCUGGUUAGUAAUAAUUUCGGCCAAUAAUUUCUUGGAAGGUUUUCAGGUUGGCUUAUUUUCCACCGGGUCGGUGGAAUUUUCUAGUAUUUCUUUAAUUUUUUUUUGUUGAGUGGAAAAUUUCUAGGGGCUCAUUUUUUUUGGCAAGAAAAUAUUCCACUAACUUCCCCAUAGUAGAACUGGACAAAUUAGGACCUGUGAUUGUUGUCAAUUACCGUAAUUGCUCCAAUAAGCAGCGGGGCACAUAUUUAUGUAUUUUUAUUUUAAGAUAUAAAAGUGCUAUUAUAUGCGAGGUCAUUUCACAUGUUAUAAAAAGGAACUAAAAACUCUAUCCCAUAUAUACAGUAUAUGCUAGUGUCCCUUAUACAGGGUUUGUACAGUUUUUCACGAAUCAAAUUUAAUGAGUUUAUGAAGUAAUUCAAGAACUAGUAAAAAUGUUGAUAUCGUU
Messenger RNA from Nematostella vectensis (starlet sea anemone), 4149 nucleotides. Its product is annotated as probable RNA-dependent RNA polymerase 1. Bases 337 to 2331 code for a protein of 664 amino acids. Gene Ontology annotation, cellular component: nuclear RNA-directed RNA polymerase complex. The record is from RefSeq and is a predicted model, not a curated record. Gene Ontology annotation, biological process: siRNA processing. NCBI's taxonomy places the organism in Eukaryota, Metazoa, Cnidaria, Anthozoa, Actiniaria, Edwardsiidae. Gene Ontology annotation, molecular function: RNA-directed RNA polymerase activity. The transcript is spliced from 4 exons.